Orussus abietinus is the source of this 1766-nucleotide messenger RNA. RefSeq names its product 26S proteasome non-ATPase regulatory subunit 11 (gene Rpn6). The coding region runs from base 244 to 1515 and encodes 423 amino acids. Gene Ontology annotation, biological process: ubiquitin-dependent protein catabolic process. Gene Ontology annotation, molecular function: structural molecule activity. The record is from RefSeq and is a predicted model, not a curated record. Gene Ontology annotation, cellular component: proteasome regulatory particle, lid subcomplex. The transcript has 4 exons. Lineage: Eukaryota; Metazoa; Arthropoda; Insecta; Hymenoptera; Orussidae.
UGCUGGACGUUCGCUCGACUAGCGUAGUCGCAGCAUGAUACGAGUUUUGUGUUCCACGAAAGAGUGGGCAGAGAGCGGAAAAUGCUGAAACAACUAACGCGUGUGAACGCAUAAAGGAGCUCGUGUUCACGUUGACCCAGUGAAUCGCGGUUUAUUUUUGUGGUAACCUGCACGUCGCCGCGCCCAGGAGACGCGGGCGAUAACGAGAACGGAAACCUGGUGAGAGCGGAGAGAAAUCGCGCAAUGGCCGGCGCGAUGUUGUUCGAGCGGGCCCAGGCGGUGUCCGUGACGAACCGCACCGAGGGGAUUAACCUCCUCAACGAGAUCGUCUCGGAUCCGAGCAUCGGUAUCGCCGAGGAUGACGAGGAUAGCAUUCGCGUCAAAGAGCAGGGCAUCCUCCACCUCGGCGAGCUCUACAAAAAGGAGGGUAAAGCUAAGGAGCUUGCGGAUCUGAUUAAGGCCACCAGGCCCUUCCUGGGUCUUAUCAGUAAGGCAAAGGCUGCGAAGCUGGUUCGCUCCCUCGUAGACUUCUUUUUGGACCUCGAGGCUGGCAUCGGCAUCGAGGUGCAACUUUGUAAAGAAUGUAUAGAAUGGGCCAAGGAGGAGCGCAGAACGUUCUUGAGGCAGUCGCUGGAGGCCAGGCUGAUAGCUCUGUACUUCGACACCGGCAUGUUCAGCGAGGCCUUGCAGCUUGGCUCGGCGCUUUUGAAAGAGCUAAAGAAGCUCGACGAUAAGCAGUUGCUCGUCGAGGUGCAGCUUUUGGAGAGCAAGACUUAUCAUGCGCUGAGUAAUCUGGCAAAGGCUAGGGCUGCGCUCACGAGUGCUAGGACGACUGCUAAUGCCAUUUAUAGUCCACCUAAAAUGCAGGCAGCCCUCGACCUGCAAUCUGGCGUGCUGCAUGCCGCCGACGAACGAGACUUCAAGACUGCCUAUUCCUACUUCUAUGAAGCUUUCGAAGGUUACGACAGUGUGGAGAGUCCAAAGGCACUGACUGCACUCAAGUACAUGCUCUUGUCGAAAAUCAUGCUGCGCACUCCCGAAGAUGUACAAUCUAUCUUGUCUGGAAAAUUGGCAGUGAAGUAUGCAGGUCGUGACUUGGAUGCCAUGCGUGCAGUGGCAGAAGCCAGUCAUCGACGAUCUCUAGCUGACUUUCAAAAGGCGGUCAAGCAGUUCCGACAGGAACUGGAGGAGGAUGUCAUCGUGAGGGCUCACCUUGGCUCUCUUUACGACGCCAUGCUGGAGCAAAAUCUCUGUCGCCUUGUUGAACCAUAUUCGCGCGUACAAGUAGGACAUAUAGCGUCAAGUAUAUCACUGCCGAUAGCUCAGGUCGAGAAGAAACUGUCACAGAUGAUUCUGGACAAGAAGCUGCGGGGAGUCCUCGAUCAGGGAGAAGGUGUUUUAAUAGUCUUCGAAGACACUCCCCGAGAUAAAACCUACGAGAUAGCUCUGGACACGAUACACAGCAUGGGCAAGGUCGUCGACACCCUCUAUCAGAAAGCGAAAAAACUCACUUAGCCCUGUGCGGGAGGAACUUUCACCUAAGUAAAAGUCUAUUAUAAUUAUUCUAUUAUUAAUGAUUAGCUACAGUCAUUAAAUGUCGUCGAUUAACAGCCUCUCUUCCUUAAUGACUAACUCGGGUUGGUUACUGGUUUUCGGAUGGCCCGGCCGCGACGAGUAUACACCCUCAAACUUGUUGGACCGUUGCGGAGGGAGUUGACCUGGAGUGGCGAUAAUUUUGUAAGCAAUAAAGCGAAUUCAUCAAUCUC